CGGUUGUUGACUCUGCUGUCAGGAGUCAGGGACGAGGAGCCCACGAGCAGGUGACGAUGCAGUUCCUCGGCCGCCUGUUGGACACAGUCUCCUCUGUGUCGACCCUCUUCACCAACCCCUACCGGGUCAGGGACGUGCCGCUGGCCGACUACGGUGGAGCCGGCAAAGUCCUGCUGAAAGAGGAGGGGCGUAUCUUCUUGUACAAAAACACCCACUGUCAGUCAUGGGACUGCCUGCUCAUGUGCCCUGAGACGCCAUCGAUGGUUCUGAGGCUGUUUCAGGUGGGCUCAGAGGAGGACGCCAUGAACUGGUUUGCGCAGUACGCUCUCAAGCUCCGGCCCUUCUACGAGACCCUUCCCCUGAAGGCUGAGGCCACGCAGCCCAUCGUGGACUGCAUCCGCAACCACCCGGACUGGAGCUCUGCCCACAUCGCCGUGGAGACGGCCCUUAGGGAGUGUCUCAAACACAACUAUGUCCAGAGUCAGAUCAACUCCAAGAACGUGUGCGGUCAGACGCCGCUGCAUCUGGCCUGUGAGCGUGGAGACCUGGUGUGUGUGAAGGAGCUGCUGGAGGAGAGCCAAGCUCGAACUGACAUCAGAGACCGCAACGGAGAGACGCCCAUGCACUUCGCCGCCAAGCAGGAUUCUCCUGCCGUCAUCCAGGUGCUGUGCUCUCGUCUGUGCUCGGGCGUGAACGAGCUGAACAGCAACGGGGAGACGCCGCUGCACGUGGCCUGCCGCAUGGGACGCAUGGAGGCCGUCAAAGCUCUGCUGGACGGAGGAGCCAAGUGUGGUGUCGUCGGCGGCACUGGGUAUCCCAUCCACAGCGCCAUGAAGUACAGCGAGAAGGGCUGUGUGCAGGAGAUCCUCAAAGCCGACCCAGGCCAGCUCCAGGCUGAAGACUCUCUGUACGGAGGGACGCCGCUGCACUGGGCCAAAACUGCUGAGAUGUGUCGUAUCCUGCUGGAGCAUGGCUGUGCAGUGAACUACCUCAGCAAGACCGGAGAGAGCGCCCUCCACAUUUUGACCAGGAGGGGGCGCUUUGAGGCGUCCAUGGUGUUGCUCACCCACGGGGCGAACGCCAACCUGAAGGGGCAGGACGGGAACACAGCCCUUCACCUGGCUAUGAAGAUGGACCACAUGGAGCUGAUCAAAGCUCUGAUGGUGUUCGGUGCCGACGUGGAGAUCCACAACGACCUGGGAGAAACCCCCGGACUGAUCGCUGCACGCACCAGCAAAGGUCCUAAUAGAAAGAUACUGCUGGACAUGCUGUGUAGUGUAGGGGUCCAGCGUUGCCACCCCCCCUCCCCCGGCAGCCCUCCCCCCGUCACCUUCAAGGCCAAGUCUCAAACUAUAGGGUUUGAGGACAUCAUUCAUGUGGGGGCAACGAUCGGUGCGAUGAGCAGAGGCCCGUCGGAAGUGGACGGUCGCAAAAUGGUGAAGAAGAAGAUGGACAGUCUGCUGUGUCUGGAUGGUGGAGGUAUCAAGGGUCUCGUGUUGAUCCAGAUGUUGAUCGCUCUGGAGAAAGAGGCUGGUCGACCAACCAGAGAUCUCUUCGACUGGGUCGCUGGCACGAGCACCGGGGGCAUCCUGGCCCUGGCUAUAGUCCACGGUAAGUCUAUGGAUUACCUGCGCUGCUUGUACUUUCGAAUGAAGGAGCAGGUAUUUAAGGGGUCACGACCUUAUGAAUCCGCACCGCUGGAGGACUUCCUGAAAAAAGAGUUUGGGGAGAACACCAAGAUGACAGACGUCCAAUACCCGAGAGUGAUGGUGACCAGUGUCCUUGCAGACAGACAUCCAGGGGAGCUGCACAUCUUCAGGAACUACAACCCUCCCUCCGUCCACAGAGAAGCCCCAUACGCCACCACUGCCACAUUCCAACCAAUCACCAUCCCACAAGAACAACUGGUGUGGCGAGCUGCCCGCUCCAGCGGUGCCGCGCCCACCUACUUCCGACCGAACGGCCGCUUUCUGGAUGGAGGGCUGCUGGCCAAUAACCCGACACUGGACGCCAUGUCAGAAAUCCAUCAGUGCAACAAAGCCUUCAAAGCGGAGGGCCACCGGGAGGAAAUCAAGAAGUUGGGUAUAGUCGUCUCCCUUGGGACAGGUAAACCCCCUCAGGUGGUGGUGAGCUCUGUGGAUGUGUUCCGACCCACCAAUCCUCUGGAGCUGGCCAAGAGCUUUGUAGGAGCCAAGGAGCUGGGCAAGAUGCUGGUGGACUGUUGCACAGACUCUGAUGGUUGUGCCGUGGACAGAGCCAGAGCCUGGUGUGAGAUGAUCGACACCAUCUAUCACAGAUUGAGCCCCCAGCUGUCACAGGAGGUGAUGCUGGACGAGGUGAGUGACGCGGUCCUGGUGGACAUGCUGUGGGAAACUCAGAUGUAUCUAUACGAGAAGAGAGACAUUCUCCGGUCCCUGGCCAAUCUGCUCCUGGAUAAAUGACAUGCAUGAGAAAACCGCAGGGAGAUGGAGGCUGAGAAGACGGGACCACGAGGGCAGAAGAGAUGAUGCAUAUCAGGAGAGGAUGAGAGCAACUGGUCAAGGCACGAAGCCAUUGGUGUGAUACAAAUACUGAAAUCUAAGGGAGGAAACAACUGACUUCACAUUGCGUGAUAAACAGCAAGUUAUGUAGCAUCCUGUGACCUUAUCUCUGAGCUUAUCAUUAUCGUGGUUUAUCAAGUUUUCUGUUUGUACACGAAGCAGUGAAGGGCAGAGUGCAGAGUUUGACUUCCGGAAGUAUUUGAAAACAGGUUCAAUGUGCGAGUAAGUGGUAUCAACCAAAUCAGACAGGAUGUAACACAUGUCCGCUAACUGUGGUUUAAUGAUCUUCGCAGUGUUUGUCCUCAAAUAGAGUCUGAGCAGGUUCUAAUCCAUUUCUGAUUGCUUGUGUUUAAACUUAAACACUUGUCACAUUUCUUUCAUACUUGUCCUUCACAAACUCCCUGAGGCGAUAUGGUGUUUGUAAUGAAGCGCUUAGAUGAUGUGGGCAAUAUUAAAAAGUGCUGCCUUAUGUGUCUGAUACCCAAAUUUAAACCAUUGCAUAUGUCCACAAGUCUUUUCCAUGCCUUUAUAAUUUAUUUAUACUCACUUUGAACAGGGUAUAUAACUUCGCAGCGACAUAUUUUAAAUGUUUAACUACUGUAAUGGGACUGGAGACUAGACUUGAAUUAUCAACUGAGUUGAAAGACAAAGAAUGAGACCACUCAAUGCAACCUGCAGAACUUUGAACUUGAAGCAACAAAUUAAUUCCUAUGUUUUUUUGUAUGUGGAUUAAUUACCGAAGUGUAUACUGGUAUGAUAAUAAAAAUAUAUUGAUAUUUACA
Molecule: messenger RNA, 3322 nt
Organism: Limanda limanda (common dab)
Lineage: Eukaryota; Metazoa; Chordata; Actinopteri; Pleuronectiformes; Pleuronectidae
Gene: pla2g6
Product: phospholipase A2, group VI (cytosolic, calcium-independent)
Exons: 18
Coding region: 57-2441 (794 amino acids)
Biological process (GO): positive regulation of ceramide biosynthetic process; cardiolipin acyl-chain remodeling
Cellular component (GO): mitochondrion
Molecular function (GO): protein binding
Source: RefSeq, a predicted model, not a curated record